Magallana angulata is the source of this 1414-nucleotide messenger RNA. Its product is annotated as mesotocin receptor-like. The record is from RefSeq and is a predicted model, not a curated record. Gene Ontology annotation, cellular component: membrane. Gene Ontology annotation, biological process: G protein-coupled receptor signaling pathway. The coding region runs from base 353 to 1378 and encodes 341 amino acids. NCBI's taxonomy places the organism in Eukaryota, Metazoa, Mollusca, Bivalvia, Ostreida, Ostreidae. The transcript is spliced from 9 exons. Gene Ontology annotation, molecular function: peptide binding; vasopressin receptor activity.
UUCUUUAAAAAAGGAAAUAAUAGUUAUUGGUGAAACAAAUUCUUAUAUUUUUAAAAUAAAUAUAUCCUCGCAGCGCGAUGAAAACUGUUGUGGAAUUUUGCCGUAAGCAUUACUUCUAGAAAGUGCGCAGUCAGAAAUAAAAAAAAAAAUAACUUCCCUUUUCUAAAGAUUCAACAAUAGCGACUUUUGUAAUUUCAUCGGUUGUUAAUUUUAUGACUGAACUGUUCCUCCGUAAAAUCAGACGUGUAAGGAUGCAGGCAGAUGUUUACUCACUAGGUAUUACACGGAGCACAGCGCGGUUAACGCAUAACUAGUGUCCUAAUAAAAAAUCCUGGAAUCUGACCUGGAAGUUAUGUCUACGAAUGAUAGUGGGACAAAUGUAGAAGAGAAUAUUUAUAGAAUGCAUAUUUUAGUCUUUGACGCGUUUCUGUUGACUUUGGUUCUGGUUGGGAACAUCUCCGUUCUAGUAGUCAUUAUCAAUGACGGCCAAAAGUCAAGAAUGAACGUUUACAUAAAGAAUUUGGCUGUUGCAGAUUUACUUUGUGGACUAUUCUACAUUGUCCCUCGUAUCGUGGUGCACGUUAAUAAUGAUCAGUUUUAUGGAGGAAACACAAUUUGUAAAAUGCAAGAAUAUUUUGGGAAUGUUGGUAUUUUUGGUUCGAACACGAUUGUGGUUGUCUUGAGCUUGGAUCGUUUGUACCUGGUUCUCAGACCUUUGGGGAGUUUAGCAGUUAGAGGGAAAAGUGCAAUGAUGCCUUGUAUUCUGUGCUGGGUGAUUGCAGCUAUUGAGUCUGUAACAGGUCCUAUUGUUUUUGAAUACAAUGAUGUAAUUAAAUAUUGUACGUUAUGGCUCAACGGAACGGAAUUGAAGAUUUACUUCACUACGAUCUUCGUUGUCGUCUUCAUCAUCCCAACGAUGAUCCUGGCAGUCUGUUAUUCGGUCAUUGCCUACAUCAUCUGGAGGGUGUCAAAGAGAGAAGGAGGAAUACAAUUAAAAGAAAACCCAUCUUCUGGCCAUCAGCAUUCUAGUUUGCUAAAUUCAAGACAAAGUAGUCACUCCUCCGGCUCGGAACAAAGAGAUACAACAAUUUCAAAAUCACAGAUAAAGACAAUCAAGAUGACGUUUGUGAUAGUCAUAGCUUUUUUCUGCUGCUGGGCACCCUAUAUGAUAGUCAACCUACUCUUCAUAUUCGGCAUUAUAAUAAUCCCAAAUCAAGUCAGCAUAUUCAUCAAUGGCCUCUUGCCUUUGAACUCGGUCGUUAAUCCACUCAUCUAUGCAGCAUUCAGUUCUCGUGUUUUCAAGCGAUUCAGAAAUAAAUUGACAAGACGUCUGCCAACCACGAGAACAACCAGAAGAACCGAGAAUUGGAAGAUGUGAACUCACCGCUGACUCUAAAUUAGAGUGCAGAUCAAG